Saccostrea cuccullata (small rock oyster) is the source of this 2772-nucleotide messenger RNA. Its product is annotated as probable ATP-dependent RNA helicase DDX20. Bases 87 to 2759 code for a protein of 890 amino acids. The record is from RefSeq and is a predicted model, not a curated record. The transcript has 10 exons. Gene Ontology annotation, molecular function: ATP binding; RNA binding; RNA helicase activity. Lineage: Eukaryota; Metazoa; Mollusca; Bivalvia; Ostreida; Ostreidae. Gene Ontology annotation, biological process: spliceosomal snRNP assembly. Gene Ontology annotation, cellular component: SMN complex.
GGGAAUCGGCCUUAUAAAUGAGAAACGUAAACAGACGAAAACGAAACGAAAUGUAAAACAACGUGGUAAAAAAAAAAAUUGUGGAAAUGUCUAAGGCCUCAGUUGCACACGUUAUCCAAGACAAGUACAGGACAGGGGAUGUUCUUAUUAAUGAAAAUGUAGAUUUUUCCGGAUUGCUUUUGUCAGCUAAUGUUUUACAAGGGCUCCAAAAAGCAGGCUUUCAGCGCCCAUCUCCCAUACAGCUGAAAGCAAUACCACUUGGACGAUGUGGUUUAGAUCUGAUUGUACAGGCAAAGUCAGGAACUGGAAAAACAUGUGUAUUUUCUGUUAUUGCUUUGGAAGGACUGCAAACUGAAAGUUAUGCAUUGCAGGUGCUUGUCCUAGCCCCUACCAGGGAGAUUGCCAUUCAGAUAUGGGAUGUGAUCUGUUCCAUAGGACAAUGUAUACCUACCCUGAAGUGCCACACCUUUAUAGGGGGAAUGCCUGUCACAGAAGAUAAACAGAAACUCAAGAAAUGUCACAUUGCUGUAGGAACUCCAGGUAGAAUAAAACAACUGAUAGAAACUGGCAUCAUGAACACUGACAGUAUUCGUAUGUUUGUACUGGACGAAGCUGAUAAACUAUUAGAGGAAAGCUUCCAAGAACAGAUCAAUUGGAUCUACUCUGCACUCCCCGAGAACAAACAGAUGUUAGCCUUGUCAGCCACUUACCCAGAAUACCUGGCACAGCACCUGACCAGUUAUAUGAGGAACCCCACAUUUCUGAGGCUCAACAUCUCUGAUCCUGCUCUGCUUGGAAUUAAACAGUUCAGAAAAGUGGUGACUUAUCAUGCUUUGCCUAACAAAGUGUUUGACAACAAAACCAAAGUUGUGAUAGAGUUAUUGUCCUCGGUUAAUUUCCAGCAGUGUUUGAUCUUCUCCAACCUCCAAACAAGGGCCCAAAAUAUGGCGGAUGCCUUGAUCAGUCAUGGUUGGCCGACAGCCUGUAUUGCAGGAAGUCACGACCAGAGAGACAGGAAUGAGGCGAUGAGUCAGCUGAAGACAUACAAAUGUAGAGUUCUCAUCUCCACUGAUUUAACAUCAAGAGGAAUUGAUGCAGAUAAAGUAAAUAUGGUGAUAAAUCUUGAUGUUCCAAAGGACCAUGAAACUUAUCUACACAGGAUUGGGAGAGCUGGAAGAUUUGGGACUUUUGGUGCAGCAGUGAAUAUUGUCAGCCAUGGUCAAGAGGAAAAGGAGUUAAAUAAAGUGGAGAAGAAAUGUAAUACACACAUCAAGGACCUACCAGAUCCCAUUCCCAGUACACUGACAAAGAGUGAGGGGACAUUUAACCUUGAUGAUAUGGUGUCAACAGAACAGAUCAUCACAGAUCACACUCGAAUAUCACCAAAGAAGAUGGAUGUCACAGAAAAUCAAAACAGUCUGAAAGAAAACUCAAAACAACAGAAUAUUUCAAACAGGCAUUCACAGAAAAGUGCAGGAAGAAAACAUUUACAAAACUUGGAGUCUGAAUUUGAGCAGAAGCAUUGGAGAAAUAAGAAGAAGGAGAUACCUGUAAGGGCAGAGGUUGAGUCAGAGAAAGGAAAUGAGAAUUUUUCUGAGCCCCUUGAAAUGAAAAAUGACAUUGGGUUUCCAUCAGCAAAUGAGAGGGGUGAUUUUAAGGUUAGUGCUUUUGAGUCCUUGAGUGGUCCUUUCCAAGGAAAUAUUCUGCAAGAAGAGGACAGUCCAUAUGAUGUUCAUCAAAGUUAUAAUGAUCAAAGGAAAAUAAAACAAGGCAUAGAGGUAUGUGCUAAACCUGCAGAAAUUUGUGAAGAACGUGAAAUGCCAAAGAAAACAAGUCCCAAGAAAAAGGAUAAAGAGAAGGCAAUAAAAAUGUGUAUACCCCAACUUGAAGAAUUUCUGUGCCAUAAAGAUAAACAAAGUUCCAAAAGUUAUGAGGAGAAGGAAAGAGAAUAUAAAAAAUAUCUUGAAGAGAGAGAAACAUCAUAUGAGAGAGGAGAAAUAACGAUUAAACCAACUCCUUUUGUAUGGAAAGAAGGAGAAAAAGAACAGUUACUAUCAAUGAUAGACACUCUACUUUCUAUAGAUGACCACUGUGAAUUCUCAGAAGAAGAGGAGCAGGAAGAUAGAAAAGACAAUACAAGCACAGCAACUCAAACAGAGGGCUUUGUUUUCCUUCCAAGUGUGAAUGAUGGAUAUACAUCCUGUGGACAAAAGCAGAUGAAGAAAGACAGUGGAAGAAGUAAAUCACAAAAGAAGGAUGUAUCAGAAAAUAGUGAAAACACUUGGCAACCGAUAAAUAGGUCAGGAUUUUUAAAGGAUGACAAAAAGGAUAUUGAACAUAUUAAGUAUUGUGAUUAUAUUGAUGAGAGUGAGGAAGAACAUGAACAUGAUUAUAGAAAUGGUGAGGUGUGUUCAGAUGAGGAGGAACAUUUUGAGGAUGAGGAAAAUGAUGAUUAUGAUGAUCAGUGUGAGGAAGAUGAUGAUUUUUCUGAUGAACAAUCUGAGGUUGAUGAGGAAGCUUAUGAAGAGCCAAACUGUCCCCCUACAGGUUGUCCUGAAUGGAACAAUCCUUGGUCCCCCUACGUGUACCCCCCUCCAUAUAUGUAUAAUCCAUAUUUCAGCAUGCCAUAUGCCUCUCACCAACAGAUGACACAUGCACAAAGGACGCAAAUGUUUAAUUCUCAUUUAGCUUUAGCACAACAGCAGCAAAACCAUUAUCUUUCGGCCAUGCUUGCAAAUUUCUACCAACAUAAUGCCUGAAUAAAGAUAUAUU